ACGUUUCACUCGCUCUCCACUGCUCUCUCCUGGUGUAUGUUUUGUGCUCUCUUGCUGAAAGUAAGUCUCCACUUGGUCGUGUUCGUGUCUGUGUGUGGGAGACCGAACCCGGACACGGACCCGCUUUUGGGCGGCCUGUCGACGUGUGGAAGCUCCCUCUCGCAGCAUUCGACAGAAAAACAUGAAACAGUGCUCAUCGUGGAGCUUCAGAAGUCUGCUCCUCAGUGUUGAAAUCGAUCAACGUCUUAGAAUUGACACCUGUCGAUAUCUAAUCGAGAUCUUCUCACGCCGCAUUACGGGCGAUUAAAGUUGGUUAGACCUGUUCCCACAUCUAUGGAGUUUCAUCUAGACAGUGCAGAAUACUGCCAGGCA
Messenger RNA from Drosophila persimilis, 372 nucleotides. RefSeq lists its product as uncharacterized. NCBI's taxonomy places the organism in Eukaryota, Metazoa, Arthropoda, Insecta, Diptera, Drosophilidae. The transcript is spliced from 2 exons. The coding region runs from base 182 to 307 and encodes 41 amino acids. The record is from RefSeq and is a predicted model, not a curated record.